AUGUUACCUGCAUCGGUAUCAGCAGCUGCAGCAGUUGCAUCAGCAGCUACAGCAGCUGCUAACGCGAUCCGAAGUAGCAAUAGCACAAGUAAUAGUGGUAGUAGUAAUAGUUGUAAUAAUACUGUGCUACAAACAACAACAACGCCCGAAGGCGGAGACAAUAAGGUUGCUGUUAGUAGUACUAAUACUACUACAGCAGUAGCAAUAAGUGCCAUCCAACAGUUGCAGCAUCAUCAACAUCAUCAUCAUCACCAGCAGCAGCAGCAGCAGCAGCAGCAGCAGCAUCAGCAGCAGCAGCAGCAUCAUCAUCAUCAUCAUCAUCAUCAUCAUUAUCACCAGGUAUCAUCAUCUUCAUCACCAUCAUCAUCAUCAUCAUCAUCAUCGGUAACAACAACAACAACAACAGCAACAUCAGCAAUACCACCACCAUCUGCUAUUGUUUUACCGGCUCAAUCAAAUUCACUCAUCAGUUUAUCAUCUCAGGUUCAGGAGAUUACCUGCAAUUUAUGUCCGAAAAGUUUUGCUAAUCAAAAAUUGCUUCAACAACAUCAGCAUAUGUUUCAUACCGACAAAGCAUUUAUCUGUGAAAUUUGCGGUAAAGCAUUCCGGUUCCGGUCUAAUUUAGCGGAACAUCGAUCCGUACAUACCGCACUCAAGCCAUAUGUUUGCAAAUUUUGCGGCAAAUCAUCAAGGCUUAAAG
Molecule: messenger RNA, 700 nt
Organism: Acanthocheilonema viteae
Lineage: Eukaryota; Metazoa; Nematoda; Chromadorea; Rhabditida; Onchocercidae
Source: the annotation of a GenBank genome assembly